AUGAAUUCUGUUCAAACCACUCAGAUUUUCAACGAUUCCGUCAAUACUGGCGUGACAUUGAAGAGAGCUCUGGAAUCACAGUCGCUUGAUUGCAAUCCAGUUCCAGCAAAAAGGGCCGCCGAUAUUCCGGAUAUGGCUAACAAUGCCAGCAUGCUUGCCGAAACGUUCCCUGUUCCCGAGAACGUUGUUGGACUUGUGAUCGGCAAAGGGGGCUCCGAAAUUCGCAAUAUUCAGCAAAUGUCGGGUUGCCGUGUACAAAUGAAUCCUGAUAAUAGCGCGGUCAAUGGAUUUCGUGGUUGUCAGCUGCAAGGGACGUUGGCAUCGAUUGAAGCUGCGAAAGCAAUGAUUAACGACAUAAUCCAUAGGAAUCAAGUGUCAUCGUUGAAAACUGGAAACGGCUAUGGAAACGAGCAGACGAUAGAAAUUGAAAUUCCCGCUGAAAAGUGUGGACUGAUUAUUGGCAAAGCCGGUGAGACUAUUCGUACGCUUCAAGAGCAGAGCGGAUGCAAAAUGGCGAUGGUGCAGCAAACGCAGGCGGUCACAGGAGUUCCGAAGCCACUUAGAAUCAUUGGAACGCCAGAACAAGUCGAACUGGCUAAGCAACUGGUGCAGAAUGUGCUCAACAAUGAUUCAAACAUUCCUCGACAUCACCCCUCUGGAGAAACAAUAGCGAAAGGCGAAGUAAUUGUGCCAAGAGCAAGUGUUGGCACAAUCAUUGGCAAGGGUGGAGAAAUGAUUAAAAGAUUGGGUUUAGAAACCGGAACAAAGAUUCAGUUCAAGCAAGAUGAUGAUCCGACGUCACCUGAACGAUGUGCCGUUAUUAUGGGAACUCGCGAGCAAAUUUUCAUGGCGACCGAGCGUAUUACCGAACUGGUGAACAAAUCUGAAAACCCUGGUGCGCAGGAGGUUUACUUCAUGCAUAUUCCGGCGAACAAGACUGGACUCGUUAUCGGAAAAGGCGGUGAGACAAUCAAGCAGAUUAACAAAGAAACGGGAGCUCAUUGUGAAUUAUCGCGCGAUGAGCAGCCGAAUCCUGAUGAGAAGGUGUUCAUAAUCAGAGGAACGCCGUAUCAGAUCCAUCAUGCUACACAUAUAAUUCGGAUUAAGGUCGGUGAUCUUCCACCAAACGCACCAAUCCCACCAUUUUACGGUAGUGCUCCGCAAUCGCAAAUGCACCAAUCCAUCAAUCAAGCGAUGCCGUAUGGACAACAACAGACAACGCAAUACAGUACUUCGUAUAAUUCCAUGUAUCAAAAGCCGCAGAUGAACGGAAAUGUUUCUUGGCAAAGUCCGCAGCCAAUAAUCCAACAGCAGUGCUAUCAAAAUGGCAACAGUCAGGGAAUUCCGCAACAGGCGCAACAACCGGCAGGACAGUCUCUUGAUUCAACAGCGCCUGUCAUCAAUCCGGCCACUGGUCAGCCGGAUUAUUCGGCGCAGUGGGCUGCGUAUUAUAGGUCUGUGGGACUUCAUGAACAAGCGGCAAUGGUGGAGAAUCAGAUGAAGCGCACCCAGCAACAGGUGCAGCAACAGCAGCCGCACCAAAAUGGCGCCCAGCAGGUUUUAGCUGGCGCCGCGGAUACUAUUGGCAUGAUUCAGCAGCAAAAUGGUCAGCAAUACCAAUUCAAUCCAAUUCAGCAACAAUAG
Molecule: messenger RNA, 1644 nt
Organism: Caenorhabditis bovis
Lineage: Eukaryota; Metazoa; Nematoda; Chromadorea; Rhabditida; Rhabditidae
Source: the annotation of a GenBank genome assembly